Messenger RNA from Schizophyllum commune H4-8, 285 nucleotides. RefSeq lists its product as uncharacterized. Lineage: Eukaryota; Fungi; Basidiomycota; Agaricomycetes; Agaricales; Schizophyllaceae. Bases 1 to 285 code for a protein of 94 amino acids. The transcript has a single exon. The record is from RefSeq and is a predicted model, not a curated record.
AUGUCCAAACUUACUGUCUACGCUCCGCCACCGGAGGUCCGGUCAACGCUCUUCAAGCACCAUCCCCCCGACGUAAUCCCUCCCACAAGCGAGCUGGAGCAGCUGAACAUGGAGCUCCGCCUCCUCAAGCAGAAAGUGAUUGAGCGCUCGCACAAGGCCGAGAACGACCUGCGGAUCGUAGAGGAUUCUCUCCGCCGGAUGAAGGAGAAGGAGGCCAACCGCUCGGUGGAUAAGAUCAAGAGGGAACAUGACUAUGGUAUGUGGUACAUCUUCUCAUAUCUCUAG